AAAUUUUUAGCAAGUUUUCUCCUGACGAUGACGAACGCCACUCGUGUAGGCUAAGGAAGUAGACAGUGGCCGUUGGACAGAGAACGGAUUCUAUGCGCUAUUAUUCCGUUGUGCCAACGUCUUGGUAUCAGAUCUUUUGGAUGGCGAGCACUUCGCAGCCACAUAUCACGUUCUGUGCAAAUUAAGCUUUCUGUGCAGGUGACCAUGGCCAACACUUAGUUCGUUAGUGGGUAUCAGUCGGUUGGUAUCAAUUAUUCUCUGUGUCGUUACAACGCGGAGUGCAAUAGCGGACAAUUGAGCGUGGCAUUAGUUCCGCAGGAAGUUAUCCUGUUUUGGCGCGAAAAUUUCAAAAAUGCUUUGAACCUACUCCGUGACCUGAUUUUGGAAAGUCUGUGCAUUGCUUGCCUUAGUCGAAGUGGUUACUGGAAUUUCGGGGAAAGAUACAUCUUCCCAGAGGACGCUAUAUCGAAAGCUGUGCAGUGUUUAAUGAAGUGCCUUAAUCCGUUACUGUAUUGUGCCUUUGUACACCUUCACCUGUGUCCGUUAUACAACUUUUAGUACAUAAUAUACUUGUUCAUAAUCAGUGGAUUAUCUCAGUGGAGUGAAGGCGAAUUGGGAGCAUUUAGGAGGUAGGAAGGAGAGUAGGCAUUUUCUACCCGAGCGGAAUUUUCAUUGAUUUCAAGUGAAUAUAGCAACCAUCAUCACGAAGCACGCACCAGCAAUCGGCCGAUGGGGCCGUCAAAGCCCCGGGCCGGAACCCGAGCCUCCACCACCGCUUCCGCCUCGCACAUUCAUUAGGCAAUCAAGUUUUACAAAAUUAGGAAAUAUGCUCAAUACGGCCAUGAAUGGUGCGAAAAAACCACAAAGUAAUGGCGAAACAUCGUGGUGCUUCUCACAAAUAAAAGGAGCUCUAGAUGACGAUGUUACAGAUGCUGAUAUAAUUUCGUGUGUAGAAUUCAAUCAUGAUGGCGAAUUAUUGGCUACCGGUGAUAAAGGCGGACGAGUUGUCAUAUUCCAGAGAGAUGCUGCAUCUAAAACGUCUAAUCCGCGACGAGGCGAAUAUAAUGUUUACUCGACAUUUCAAUCGCAUGAACCCGAAUUCGAUUACUUAAAAUCAUUAGAAAUAGAAGAAAAAAUUAAUAAAAUUCGAUGGCUUCGACGAAAAAAUCAAGCACACUUUCUCCUCUCAACAAACGAUAAAACAAUAAAACUAUGGAAAGUGUCAGAACGCGACAAAGCGUUCGAGGGUUACAAUACAAAAGAAGAGAAUGGAUUAAUUCGGGACCCGAGUUGUAUUACGACACUAAGAGUUCCUCAGAUAAAACCAAUUGCCCUUAUGGUGGAGGCAUCGCCUCGCCGCAUAUUCGCCAAUGCACAUACGUAUCAUAUAAAUUCGAUUUCCGUUAAUUCUGAUCAAGAAACGUAUCUGUCAGCGGACGAUCUGCGAAUCAAUUUAUGGAAUUUAGAAGUAACGGAUCAAAGUUUUAAUAUUGUUGACAUAAAACCAGCCAAUAUGGAAGAACUGACGGAGGUGAUAACGGCAGCGGAAUUUCAUCCGACCGAAUGCAAUGUGUUCGUAUAUUCAAGUAGUAAGGGCACAAUCCGAUUAUGUGAUAUGCGAUCGUCUGCGCUAUGCGAUCGACAUGCAAAACAAUUCGAGGAGCCGGAAAAUCCGACAAAUCGAAGUUUCUUCAGUGAGAUAAUUAGUUCGAUUAGCGACGUUAAGUUAAGUAAUUCGGGACGGCAUAUGAUUUCGAGAGAUUAUCUCAGUGUUAAAGUGUGGGAUUUGCAUAUGGAGACAAAACCUAUUGAAACUUAUCCGGUGCAUGAGUAUUUACGAGCUAAAUUAUGUUCUUUGUAUGAGAAUGAUUGUAUUUUCGAUAAAUUCGAAUGCUGCUGGAACGGAAAUGAUACAGCAAUUAUGACUGGAAGCUAUAACAAUUUCUUUAGAGUGUUCGAUCGUAAUACGAAAAAGGAUGUUACGUUAGAAGCAUCAAGAGACAUAAUUAAGCCGAAAACAGUUUUGAAACCACGUAAAGUGUGUACCGGAGGAAAACGUAAAAAAGAUGAAAUUAGUGUUGAUUGUCUCGAUUUUAAUAAGAAAAUUCUACACACGGCCUGGCAUCCACUAGAAAACAUAAUAGCAGUUGCAGCUACGAAUAAUUUAUUUAUAUUUCAGGAUAAAUUUUAGCUAACAGUGUUGUUAUUAAUAUUAACUUCCCUCUUCUACUACACAAACAAAACUGUUUAUUUUCAAUUCAUUCACUUUGUUUUUAGUUGUCGAAUUGAUUUAAUCUAAAAGAGAAAGAAUUGUUUCUAAAGAAAAAUUGAAAAUUUAAACAGAAAGUAAGGAAAUAAUGGAAAUACAUAGUGAAAAAAAAAUACCAAACUUACAGUUUUUACUCAUUCUUCAAUGUCCCAUUGCAAAAUUUCAGGAGUAAAUGAGUGGACGUGGACAACACCCUUUUCUAUUCAAUUAAAAUCGUGCAUGUUGUCAUUUACUCGCCGUCUCCUAACUAUUGAGUGAAAUUCAAAAGUCAAUAUGUAAAAACUAAUUUAUAACUUAUCAAUAGUGAACGCAUACAAACUACAAAAAUAAUUAAAACAAGAACAAAAAUCAGUUUUAGUUGAUUAAGGUUAUAAUUUAUACACAAGGAAGAUAACAUACACACGCAAACCUACUUGAGAAAUAUAUGAAAGAAGUAAAAUUAAAUCGAUCAUGAACUAUGCAAAAAUAAACGCGUUUCCAUACACACACACUCAACACUUAUAAAUAAAAAAAAACACAACAUAAAACUAAAAUUAAUUUCAUUUUUUAGUUAUAAUUUUGUUCGUGUAAAGUUCUCUUGUUUAUAAAAGUAAUUUACUAUUAAUACGAUUAGCAACUACUCUAUAGUUUCAUAUUAUGUAUAGUUCUUUUCAUAUAUAUAUUCCUAGCCUACUUUUUUUUAAAAAAAAGUCCACCAAUUAAAUUAGAGAAAUUUUGCUAUGUUGUAAACAGAAUACUGAAAUAAUAAUAGAAACAAAUCAAAAAUUGUUCGUUGAUUAUUCUGAUUACAAUGAUGGGCUUGAACGCCGCUGAUUUAUUUCCAAAAAGUCUGGACAGAGCUAGAAAGAGAAGAAGACGAAAAGCAAAUUAAGUUUAGAAAGCAACAAAUAUGAAAGAAGUUUCUGCUAAGAUUGAAUGGCCAUAUCCUUUAUUUUUUCAAAUUAUCCAUUUUUUAUAAAUAUAAAAUUUCUUUAAGUAAAUAUGAGAAGCUUAUUAUUUUCAACGUGA
This is a messenger RNA of Hermetia illucens (black soldier fly), 3277 nucleotides long. RefSeq names its product protein phosphatase PP2A 55 kDa regulatory subunit (gene tws). Gene Ontology annotation, cellular component: protein phosphatase type 2A complex; cytosol. Gene Ontology annotation, biological process: peptidyl-serine dephosphorylation. The record is from RefSeq and is a predicted model, not a curated record. Gene Ontology annotation, molecular function: protein binding; protein phosphatase regulator activity. Lineage: Eukaryota; Metazoa; Arthropoda; Insecta; Diptera; Stratiomyidae. The transcript has 5 exons. Bases 827 to 2191 code for a protein of 454 amino acids.